GAAACGCUUUUCAAGUUGUGUCUAUCUGUCUCCACGAUUCACGCCUUGAGUCUUGACCCCUCCUCCUCCUCCUCAUCAUCCCCCCACCCCCCUUCUCAACAAAAGCAAUUCGUUCAUCGUUGGAGAAAUCAACGAGAGAAGAGAAGAUGAGUUUUCAAGAUUUAGAAGCAGGGAAAGGAGGAAGAUCGAGGAAGAUGAAUGGCGGUGGUGGUCGCCAAGAUUCGACGCAAGCCGUCGCUUCCGGUAUCUUCCAGAUCAAUACCGGAGUCUCCACCUUUCAGCGGCUCGUUAACACGCUCGGUACUCCCAAAGAUACCCCCGAGCUCCGUGACAAGCUGCACAAGACACGGUUGCAUAUUGGUCAGCUUGUGAUGGACACUUCUGCUAAGCUUAAAGAAGCUAGUGAAACUGAUCAUCGAACCCGUGUCAAUGCAAGUAAGAAGAUUGCAGAUGCAAAGCUUGCGAAGGACUUUCAAGCUGUGUUAAAAGAGUUUCAGAAAGCGCAACAGACUGCUGCUGAAAGAGAAACCGCUUAUGCUCCUCUCCUCCCUCCUUCUUCUCUUCCCUCUAGCUAUACAACGAGUGAAGUAGACAAUAUUCCUGAACAGAGGGCACAAGUUAUGGAGUCAAAAAGGCAGGAACUUGUAUUGUUAGACAACGAGAUUGCUUUCAACGAAGCUGUGAUCGAAGAAAGAGAGCAAGGGAUACAAGAAAUCCAUACUCAAAUUGGAGAGGUUAACGAAAUUUUCAAAGAUCUCGCGGUUCUUGUUAACGACCAAGGAGUCAUGAUAGAUGAUAUUGGUACUCACAUUGACAACUCUCGAGCUGCAACUGCUCAAGGAAAAUCUCAGCUCGCUCAAGCCUCCAAAACCCAAAGAUCAAACUCAUCUCUGACAUGCUUGCUCUUGGUGAUAUUUGGCAUUGUACUCCUGAUCGUGAUCAUCGUACUCGCAGCUUGAUUUUGGAAAAAGCAAGAACAAGUCUUUCAAUGUGUUCAACGAGUGAGUGCGACUACUUUGGUAUAUAAAAUAUAAAUUUGCAGACAAAAAGCGUAGAAGUUGGGUUUUGUAUUGGUUCGGUUUGAGGAUUUAUUGGUGAAUGUAACAGAGUGCGUGUGUGUGUGUUUGGUUUUCUUUGUGGUGCAAACUAUUUGUUGCAAGAUAUUGGUUUAAUUUUUUUUUCAAA
Molecule: messenger RNA, 1185 nt
Organism: Raphanus sativus (radish)
Lineage: Eukaryota; Viridiplantae; Streptophyta; Magnoliopsida; Brassicales; Brassicaceae
Product: syntaxin-22
Exons: 7
Coding region: 147-959 (270 amino acids)
Biological process (GO): intracellular protein transport; vesicle fusion; vesicle-mediated transport
Cellular component (GO): endomembrane system; SNARE complex; membrane
Molecular function (GO): SNAP receptor activity; SNARE binding
Source: RefSeq, a predicted model, not a curated record